GGGGACUACAAUAGCUUUCCUUCACAGGCAAUAAGAUUUUUUAACAGCCUUCCUAAACAAAUUCAGGAAACACGGAACUCCUGGUUCUAUACCACGUUGAAAAAUAAACUCCUGGAAAAGCCACUCUACUCACUGCAGGAUUUUUACAGUGAACCACUUUUUGGGAGUCAAGCAUCUCUACAGCAUGAAUGACCAUGUAGGUUAUUUUUAUUGAGAAUUCCAACACUGCUUAUCUAGAAACCCCAGUCAUUGGCAACGACCUGAAGUAUCACUUAGGCUAACCUACUUUUUAAGAGUCAUAAUUUAUUAUUAAUAUUAUAAGCAUAAAGGGAAAGUGUGAUAAUCCUGAUGUAUUUCUCAUUAUUUGUCUCUGAAAUGAGUUUCUUUACUCGAAUGAUAGGAUAGGUAUCAUCUUAAAUUGUAUCGAAUGUAAAGUCUGAGCCAAUGGAUUCUGCUGAAUGGCCAGAAGACAUGGCCGAUGUCAAAGUUGAGAUUGACAUAGACUACACCAUGUCCUGGCUUGGCAAGCAGGAGAUUCUGCAUGAAGAACAGGUGUCAUCCAUCCCAGUACAAGUGAAUGAAACAACUCUUCAUGACGAAGGCAUAGACAUGGAGGAAAACGAAUGUAAAGAAAAAGAACAACUAUCUAGCAAAGAGACAACUCUACCCACUGCCCAUGUCAAACUGGAUCACAUUCAAGUGCUAGAUAGAAUUUCCACAGUGUUAAACCAAAGGCAGAGCUCAAAUGAUGAUUUUAUGGCGACAGUUACUGUUAAAAAGGAGGAGGAGGAGGAUGAUAGCAGCCAGCAAUCAGCUGCAGUGGAAGAUGAUUGCAGCCAACAACAUUAUCUAAUCCCUGGCUACAACAUGAUCUUCAUCAAAGAGGAGGCAUAUGAUGAGCAAGAGGCUGGGGGGAGUUCAGUGAAGAGCGAACCAGAGAUGUGGUCUUUAAACUGCAGCACAUCUGGCCGAGACGAUGCAACAGAAGUGGGUGAACUGAAUGAGCAUUCAAUCUCUCCAGUGGAAAAGUGCACUGAGUCAUCUGUGGCUGACGAAAAGACCAAGCUCUACAGCUGUGCUCACUGUAGCUAUGAAACACCAAAGUUUUGUCAUUUGAAGAUACACAUUAGAAAACACACUGGGGGAAAACCUUUCAGCUGCCAGUUUUGUGACUACCAAAGUGCUAAGUUAGGACAUUUGAAAGCACAUAUCAGAACACAUACUGGAGAAAAACUUCUUAGUUGCGAAUUUUGUGACCAUAAAUGUGCUCAGUUAGGUAAUUUGAAAGCACAUAUGAAAAAACAUACAAGAGAAACACUUUUCAGCUACGAGUUUUGUGAAUUCAAAAGUUCUACUUCAAGUGAAUUGAAAACACAUAUCAGAACUCAUACAGCAGAAAAACCUUUCAGCUGCGAGUUUUGUGAUUUCAAAAGUGCUCAUUUAAAUAGUUUGAAAGUACAUAUUAGAACACAUACUGGAGAAAAACCUUUCAGCUGCGAGUUUUGUGACUACAAAAGUGCUCAGCUAGGUCAUUUGAAAGCACAUAUCAAAACACAUACUGGAGAAAAACCUUUCAGUUGCGAGUUUUGUGACUUCAAAAGUUCUACCUCAAGUCAUUUGAAAAUACAUAUCAGAACACAUACAGAAGAAAAACCUUUUAGUUGCAAGUUUUGUGACUUCAAAAGUGCUCGGUCAUGUAAUUUGCAAAGACAUACCAGAACACAUACUGGAGAAAAACCUUUCAGCUGCAAGUUUUGUGAUUUCAAAAGUGCUCAUUUAGAUAGUUUGAAAGGACAUAUUAGAACACAUACUGGAGAAAAACCUUUCAGUUGCGAGUUUUGUGACUUCAAAUGUUCUAAGUUAGGUAAUUUGAAAGAACAUAUCAGAACUCAUACAGCAGAAAAACCUUUCAGCUGCGAGUUUUGUGAUUUCAAAAGUGCUCAUUUGAAUAGUUUGAAAGGACAUAUUAGAACACAUACUGGAGAAAAACCUUUCAGUUGUGAGUUUUGUGACUUCAAAAGUUCUACCUCAAGUCAUUUGAAAAAACAUAUCAGAACACAUACAGGAGAAACGACUUCCAGCUAAGUGAUAUGAUGAAUUUGAUAACCAUGGCUUAUUAUCGAUUUAGCCAUGGGCUAUUAAACACUUAAUUUACUAACAAAACAUGUUACUUGUGUUGAGUUAUCUCUUGAACUGGUCGGAUGCUCUUACUAUCACUCAUGCAAUCAUGCCGACUCCGGUUUCUCGAGUUGUUUUAACCUAAACGUUUAUUUACUUCAUUUCUAGAACAAGUUUGUAAGUCUAUUUUAAUCAACCAUGGAUAGUGAGUGUUUCAAAUGCAAAAUCCAUUUUGUGAACAUCAAAGAAAUCAUUGAGUGCUCGGAGUGUAAGAACGUCUACCAUCCAACUUGUUCAAAACUACGCACCAUUGAUAACUUCAAAAAACUUGGAGCACGUAAGGCGACAUGGAGGUGUGAUUUAUGUAAGUGUGAGUCUCAAAGUGAAAAAUACCCUGAGUGUGAUCAACGAGACAAUUUAGACUCUUUAAAAGAGUUUUUCACUGAAUUUAUCAAUUGUAAAUUUGAGGAACUGAAUAAUACUAUUUCCAACUUAAACAGUUCCAACUGAAAAACAUGCUAAAGAAAGUCUGUGAUGAAAAUACCACUUUAAAAACUAAUUAUGAUAAACUGGCUAUUGAAAAUUCAAAACUGCAACGAGUUAUUGAUGACUUAAAACAGCAUUCUUAUUCCAAUAAUUUAGAAAUUGUGGGAGUCUCGGAAACCAGAAAUGAAGAUGUUUAUUCUGUGCUACAAUCUACAGCCCUAGCAGUAGGAGUUCCAUUCAAAAGAGAGGAUAUCUCCAUCGCCCACAGGGUC
This is a messenger RNA of Nilaparvata lugens (brown planthopper), 2876 nucleotides long. RefSeq names its product gastrula zinc finger protein XlCGF57.1-like. Gene Ontology annotation, biological process: regulation of transcription by RNA polymerase II; central nervous system development. The record is from RefSeq and is a predicted model, not a curated record. The coding region runs from base 445 to 2085 and encodes 546 amino acids. The transcript has 6 exons. Gene Ontology annotation, cellular component: nucleus. Lineage: Eukaryota; Metazoa; Arthropoda; Insecta; Hemiptera; Delphacidae. Gene Ontology annotation, molecular function: DNA-binding transcription activator activity, RNA polymerase II-specific; RNA polymerase II cis-regulatory region sequence-specific DNA binding.